This is a messenger RNA of Nerophis lumbriciformis (worm pipefish), 2523 nucleotides long. The record is from RefSeq and is a predicted model, not a curated record. NCBI's taxonomy places the organism in Eukaryota, Metazoa, Chordata, Actinopteri, Syngnathiformes, Syngnathidae.
AUGUCUGCGGCGCAGGGGCUUUUGAACAGCGUCUUUUCCUGCUCCUCUCCGGCAUCCAAGGUCAUGACCAAACAGAAGCUACGGCAAACGAGAAGCUUGGACCCCGCUAUCAUCAGACAAUGCGGCACCGGGACCGAAGUCGCAAGUGGGGCGCCGAGCGUCCAGUUGACGGAGGCAGGUGCGUCCUCCACCCAUACUUUAACGCCGAGAGAACCCAUCGGGCCGUCUGUCUCCUCUCCCUCCAUUCCCUUGGACGUGUCUCCGACAUCCAGUUUUCUCUUUGAUUACGAGUUGAAGCGUUCCAAACGGAGCACGACGUCCGGGAGUACCGGGGCGAUCUUCUCGCCUCGGAGAUGGCUCCUCCAGAGGAGGAACCAGACGCCGAGCUCGCAUGCGGACGUUGCCUGGAAGUCAGAGGGUGACUUCACCUGGAGCAGCCUGUCUGGACAAAGUGUGCGUCUGACUCCAGUUGCCAUCCAGAGCCUGUCUGAGUUGGAGAGGGCCCGGCUCCAAGAAGUAGCCUACGCCCGCUUGCACCAAGAUUAUGAUGUCGGUUGCCAGAUUACCGUACCAAAAGAUGGACAGAAGAGGAAAAAGUCACUGAGGAGAAAGCUGGAUUCUUUAUCCAAGGAGAAGAGCAAAGACAGAGAGGGUGUCCCUCAAGCCUUCAGUAUACCCAUCUCGCAGGUCAUCGCGAACGACAGGACGCAUCGGCAGCGUCAGGACAGCUACCGUCACGAUCUGCCGCAACGAGAAGAACACAAGGACUCGUCCGAUCUCGUCUCCUCCAUUCUCCAGUUUGCGACGAAGCGAUCGUCGAAUAAAGAGCUUUCGAGCAGUAACUCUUCAUUGAGCUCCACCUCGGAGACGGCCAACGAGUCGACGUCGCCGAACACGCCCGAAGCCGCGCCGCGGGUCCGCAGACGGGGCGGCAUGUCGGUGGAUUCGAUUACGGAUCUGGACGACAACCAAUCCCGCCUGCUGGAGGCGCUGCAGCUCUCCCUGCCUGCCGAGACGCCCAGUAAGAAGGAGAAGCACAGGGAUAAGCGACUGAGUCUCAACCCUAUAUAUCGCCAGGUGCCCCGAGUGGUAGACAGCUGUUGUCAUCACAUUGAGAAAUAUGGUUUGCAGACAGUGGGGAUUUUCAGGGUGGGAAGUUCCAAGAAAAGAGUUCGACAGUUACGAGAGGAGUUUGACCGUGGCGUUGAUGUCCAUUUAGACGAGGAGCACAGCGUUCACGAUGUCGCUGCCUUGUUGAAGGAGUUCCUCAGGGACAUGCCUGACCCGCUUCUCACCAAGGAACUCUAUACUGCCUUCAUAAACACUACGUUGUUGGACCCAGAGGAGCAGCAAAGUGUCAUGCAGCUUCUGGUUUACCUGCUCCCCGCAUCAAAUAGCGACACACUUCAACGCCUCUUGGAGUUCCUGUCCACCGUGGCAGACCACGCCCAUGACCGGCAGAACAAAGACGGACAGGAGAUCACGGGGAACAAGAUGACUUCCUUAAACUUGGCCACCAUCUUCGGUCCCAACCUUCUCCAUAAGCUCAAAUCUUCCGACAAGGAGUUCAGCGUCCAGAGCUCGGCCCGGGCGGAGGAGAGCACGGCCGUCAUCGCCGCACUACAGAAGAUGAUCGCCGGCUACCAGACCCUCUUCAUGGUCCCACCUGACCUGCAAAAUGAAGUUUUGAUGAGCCUACUGGAGACAGAUCCCGAUGUGGUGGACUACCUCCUCAGACGGAAAGCGUCACAGAGUAGCGAUUUGCUCCAGUCUGAGGAAACUUUCACCCUGAACGAAUGCCACUCGUCCAGCGACUCCAACAAAGCGUCCAGCGGGGAGGUCUCCCCGUAUGAUAACAACUCUCCUGUCUUGAGCGAACGGAGAGGGGAGGCGGGGAAAACGAGCACUUCGUUGAUGGGGCAGGUGGCGGGACGGGCAGGGGAGUCUCCGACUGACGGCAGGGUAGGACCAGACUGUAUAUCGGAGGAACACGCUAACAUUUGGGGGACGUGGCACACAACUCUCAAACCGGCAUUCAAGGAUCAAACCAAUGCAGGUUCCCAUGGCAACGUGUCUGAGGGAAGCUCCCGCAGCUCGCUGGAAGGACUUGACGGAUUCCCCGCCGAUAGACACCACAUGACGACACCGCCGCCGACGAGGACACUAUCCGGCGUGGCUGAGUGCAGCUCCCACCCACCGGUGACCCGCGUGUGCACCAGCCUUCACCCACAGCCGCCCGUCAACCGCUCGGCGCCGGCCGCCCGCUCCGCGUCGGAAUGGAAAGGCUGGGCGAACGCUAACCAGAGCGGCCGCUCCCCUCCCCCUUAUAACGCCCGCCACCGUCUGGCCGCUUGUCAGAGUUCACCUCAGCAGCGGCAAAAGCCAAGUGGCGAGCAUCAAAACUCAGACGGGCCCCCGAAUCCGCACGGUCCCGAGUGGCAGAACUGGCAGAGGGACCGCUGGCAAAUAUGGCAGCUGCUAUCCUCAGACAGCGCAGACUCACUACCGGAGACGCUGGUGUGA